Geodia barretti is the source of this 711-nucleotide messenger RNA. NCBI's taxonomy places the organism in Eukaryota, Metazoa, Porifera, Demospongiae, Tetractinellida, Geodiidae. The record is from the annotation of a GenBank genome assembly.
UUGGAUGACCCGCUCCUCGUAUUCUACUUCCCUCUGGAUGAAGGCAACGGGGAUAUAAUAGCAGACCUCGGUCCCAACAAGCUAGAGGGGGAAACUGAAGGUAACCCAGCGUGGGUGGAUUCCGUAGAUAAAAAAUUUGGAACCUGCCUUUCGUUUGUAGACGGGAAAGAGCAGUCGGCGUUCGUGGCAGAUGUUCCGGCUUUGGAUCUCGCUGAAUCUGAUACCACCCUCGCUGCUUGGUGUAAGACUGGCAAAGAGGUGGGUCAGGGAUUUGUCUAUAUUAAGUGGGAUGGCGGUGGCUGGUAUAUCAAGCUAAAGGAUAAAUUACUCUUUACCCGCUACCACAUACCCGCACCCGUCGGCUUCGGUGGUGAGAUUGGUAGCAAAACUGAGAUUUCAGAUAACCAAUGGCACCAUGUCGCUUCAAUGCGUACAAACAAAGAAACGGUUUCACUGUUCAUUGAUGGCAAACUAGACCAUAAGGAUGACGCGGGCUCAGCACCUGGUUCCGCUAAUACCCCCGCCAAUUUGGAAAUUGGUCGGUUUAAGGAGGAGCGUUUCUGGGAUGGUGAGUUUGAUGAACUUUUCCUGAUGAAACGAAAUUUGACGAACGAUGAACUUCAAAUGUUGAUGGACGGAGAGUUUUUAGCCGUUGAAUCGAAGGGAAAACUUCCUCUCACCUGGGGGAGUCUCAAAGCUGCCAGGAAUUAA